Molecule: messenger RNA, 3459 nt
Organism: Cannabis sativa
Lineage: Eukaryota; Viridiplantae; Streptophyta; Magnoliopsida; Rosales; Cannabaceae
Product: putative disease resistance protein RGA1
Exons: 2
Coding region: 55-3060 (1001 amino acids)
Biological process (GO): defense response to other organism
Molecular function (GO): protein binding; ADP binding
Source: RefSeq, a predicted model, not a curated record
UAUCUUUAUAUCCAAAAACUAUAAAGAUCAGAUUUUUAAGCUUAACAACUAACAAUGGCCGCUGCUGCUGUGAUUUCCGUGGUGGUUCAGCUGUUGGGUUCUCUUCCUCUAGAAAUGAUAAUCAAAGAAGUAAGCUUGCUUAACAAUGUCCAAACCCGAGUUGAAAAUUCCAAGAGAAAACUAAGGUCCAUUAAAGCUGUACUCCAAGACGCCGAUAACAGAAGAUGGAGUACUAACAGUAGUCAAAGUGUCAAACUUUGGCUCGAGAUGCUUGAAGAUGACUCUCAAGAGAUUCUUAACGUGCUCGAUAGAUGGAACACUCUAAUUCUCAGAUCCCAAAUCGAGAAAGAUAUCGAAUUGUUGGAAUUUGGAAAGCAGAGCAGCAAGGUCAGUCGAUUCAUCUUUUCUUCUUCUUCUUCUUGCUUUUGUUAUUUCCCUAAAGUUGAAAAACUGAUUUCACACCGUGAGAUUGUUCGUCAAAUUGAGGAAAUUGAAGAGAAAUUAACUAUUGCUGCUAGUCAAAUUGGUUCAUUAGGUCUAAUAGAGAACAUAACAAGACUCAAUAAUACUAGUCGUGGGAGAUUAGAGACUACUUCCUUUGUUGAUGAGGUUGAAAUUCAUGGUCGAGAUAUGGAUGAGAAGGCCUUAUUAGAAAUGUUAAUGUUAGAUUUUGGACCACUAGAGGUGAUUUCUGUGGUGGGUAUGGGUGGACUUGGCAAGACUACUCUUGCUCAAUUAGCAUUUAAUAAUGAGGAAGUUAAGAAUCACUUUCCCAAGAAAAUUUGGGUAAGUGUUUCUGAGCCAUUUGAUCUACUCAACAUUGCAUCAGCAAUUAUUGAAAACCUUCUUAAAGAUUAUGAUCAUCAGUCUCCAAUAAUAACUGAGGAGAAAGAUGAGGAAAUGAGUAGUAGUAGUAGUAAUGUGGCCCCGAAAUUUCAAACCUUACAAGCAGCGCUUAAUUGGAUCACUAGUCGUCUAGGUAGAACUCGAUUUCUUCUAGUGCUAGACGAUGUAUGGAAUGAAGAGUAUAGUAAAUGGGAGCCAUUAGAGAUAAGUUUGAAGAAGUUAGAACGAGUUGGGAGUCGAGUACUUGUUACCACGCGAAAGGAGAGUGUAGCGCGUUUGAUGGGAACCAAAUUUUCCCAAAUUAUUAAGUUGAAAGAGUUGAGCCAGAAAGAGUGUCAAUUGAUAUUUGAAAGACAUGCCUUUAAGGAUAGAAGAAGUGAAGAAAUCGAAGAAUUGAGGGAUAUAGGUGCUCAAAUUGUGAGCAAGUGUAAAGGGUUACCUCUUGCAGCAAAGACUUUGGGUGGUCUUAUGCGUUUCAAGGGAAGUAGACAAGAAUGGGAGGAUGUUUUGUGUAGUCAUUUGUGGGAGUUAAAUGUUCGUGAAGUUGAGCAAUAUCUCUUUGGUCCAUUGCUAUUAAGUUAUAUUGACUUAUCUUCUUUAGAAAAACGUUGUUUGUUACAUUGUGCCAUAUAUCCAAAAGAUCAUUUCAUUGAUAAGACACAACUGAUUCAAUUGUGGAUGUCAGAAGGGUAUCUAAAUUCAGAAGAAGAAGGUUCGAAUGUCUUUCAGAAUUUAAGUAUGCGAUCUUUUUUUCAAGAUUUUCAAGAGGUAGAAGAAGAUGUAUUCGAUGAUGGUAAUGUGGUUUGUAAGAUGCAUGACAUAUUACAUGACUUUAUUCAAUAUUUGACAAAAAGAGAGUAUGAGAUUGUAGAAGCUUUUAUCAUUAAUUUAGAUGGUAAUCAGAGGAGGAGGCUCAGGAGAUUCGAACUUGGUGAUCAAAGAAUCCGACAUUUGACCAUAACAUUAGAAUCUGAAGCUCAAUUUCCUAAUUUGAAAUUGAGUAGUGACAAUAAAAAGUUUUUGCACACCUUUCUUAUUUUAAGGCAGGGAAAGAGCAGUGCUGUAUGUGUUGAUAGCUCUGUGUUUUUGAGUUUAAAACAUCUUCGCAGUUUAAACUUGUCGAAUUGUGGGCUCAAGAGUUUGCCAGAGAAUAUUGGGAGCUUGAUACAUUUGAGAUAUCUUGAGGUUACAAACAAUCCUUUGGUGAAAUUACCAGACACAAUUUGUGACUUGUGCAACUUGCAAACAUUUAGAUUGGAGCAUGGCUGUCCAUCACUGCUAGAGCUACCCGAAGGCAUUGGGAAGUUAGUGAACUUAAGGUUUUUGUAUCUUGGAGGCUGCAGCCGUUACGAUUUCAAAGGAUUACCAAAAGGUCUUUCGAAGCUUACUUCGCUGAGAAUUUUAGAUUGGUUUCAGAAUCCCAAAAACAGCACAAAGUACUUAACUCUCAGAGAGUUGACGACAAUGGCGAAUUCGAACAAUCUCAAAAUUAAUCUGAUGGCUCUUCGUUCGCAUGAUGCUGCUGCUGCUGCUUCUGAUGAGGGUCAUAACAAGAUGGAUCUAACCACUUUGGGAAGCAUUUAUGAACUUGUCAUAUACCCAAACAUGAUGACAAAUGAUCCCCAUGAUGUUGGAUUAUUUGAGUUUAUCAAACCUCAUCCAAAGUUGAAAGUUUUAAUACUAAGAAAAUGUAGCAGAAUCCAAACAUUCUCUCCAAAAUGGUUAAAGUCCUUAACUUUAUUGCGUGAGAUUGAAUUCUAUCGUUGCUAUUCCUUAGAGACAUUAACUCCAGCUAUUGGAAAACUACCUUCUCUAGAGACACUCCAUUUCUGGGGCUUACACAUCAAAAACAUGGGGCCUGAAAUUCUGGGGAUAGCAGAAGAACAAGUUACUCCUCUAUACCCCAGGCUUAAAGUGCUCAAAUUUACAAGCGCGGAAAAUUGGUUGGAGUGGAAAACAGAUGCACCUUGUUGCGAUGUAACGAUCAUGCCUUGUCUCCAAUCCUUACAUUUUAGCUAUUGCAAAAGACUUCAAGUACUACCUGGCUUCCUUCAUAACGUGCCUUUACAGUUUAUUUACAUAACAGAAGCAGAAAUUCUUGAGAAGCAUUGUCGAGUUAGGGACAAGAAUGAGUGGCCCAAAAUUUCUCACACCAAAAAUAUCCUCCUCAAUGACAUCCAUGUACAAAAGGAUGGUUGUUACUUUGGAGAUUGAAUUGGUUUCCACUACCCCAUCUUGAGUCUUCACUACUUCAGAUUCUAAGGUAGUUACUUGUUUGUAUUGGAACCUAGCCAUUGGUAGAAAUGGUUCAUCUCAACACUUAGUUAAAACAGAUAAAGCAAUGGCUUAUUGCACAACUUGGAUUGAGCCUCACCAACACUUAUAUAUAGGUCUCAACGCUCUCAAGUCUCUCGAAUGCUCAUACUGCAGAAUUCAGAGAUAACUUAGCGAGAGAUUGUCCGAGAUUUACUGAGUGUAUGUGUGGAGGGUUAUAAUGGGCGUAUCAUUCUUGAAGUGAUUUCCCUCGACGUGAGAAACUUUGUAAUAGUUGAUUGUGAAUGUAAUCUUUUAGACAUAAUUAAGUGUGUAAUGCUAACUAUUCUUAUUAAUAAA